This is a messenger RNA of Phytophthora nicotianae INRA-310, 495 nucleotides long. RefSeq lists its product as hypothetical. NCBI's taxonomy places the organism in Eukaryota, Oomycota, Peronosporomycetes, Peronosporales, Peronosporaceae. The transcript has a single exon. The record is from RefSeq and is a predicted model, not a curated record. Bases 1 to 495 code for a protein of 164 amino acids.
AUGCGCCUCAGCUACAUCCUAGUCGUUGCUGCCUCUAUCCUCUAUGCCCAUCAUGACAUUGUCGCUGCAGCCGGCAAUGACGUUGCGCUAACUGCGGUAAUGUCGUUUGGAUUUCUGUACCUCGCUGAUGCUGACCAAAGUAUCAGCCACCAGUCCCGAUUCCUGCGAGGCGACAAGAUCACCGAAGAUGAAAACGAAGAGCGAGUGAUUUCGGAAGCUCAGAAACUUGUCAACCAGUUAUUUUUGAAAACGAAGUCUUUUUCGGCCCUCCAGGACAUCCACCACACUGAUACGAUGCUCGAUGACCUUCUGGUAGCAGCAGAUGCCAAAAUGACGGUAGUAUUCAAGAGAGCUGCCAACACAGGUAUGCUACCUGACGAUCUGGCCAAGAUACUGCAAGGGUACGAAAAACUUGACGAUAAAUUCAGAGCUUUGGCAGUGGAUCAGUAUACCGACUACCUGGUGGCAAUAGGCAAAAUACCCAAGUCUCAAUAG